Camellia sinensis is the source of this 473-nucleotide messenger RNA. NCBI's taxonomy places the organism in Eukaryota, Viridiplantae, Streptophyta, Magnoliopsida, Ericales, Theaceae. The record is from RefSeq and is a predicted model, not a curated record.
AAACUCCAGUACCAAAUGAAACACCAAAACUUAACAGGAAGAAAAGAAUUAGGAGAAUUUUGUGACCAGUUUGCUUAUGAACCUGGAAUCAAAUAUCCUAACAAAACCAGGAAGAUAUCCCAUCGAAAAUCCACUAAACCUUACAGAAAGAAGUCUUAUCACAAGACUAGCCAUCCGAAACCUACCAAGAAGUUUUAUCCGAAGAAAUCUACCAGUAAACCCAAAGGUAAAUCUAAAUCAGAAGUUAAGUGCUAUAAAUGUGGCCAAACAGGACAUUAUGCUAAUAGGUGUAGAUCCAAAGCUAAAUCUAAGGUUAAUGAAUUAAACCUUGAUCCAGACAUUAAAAACCAGUUAAUCCAAGCCCUAGAAGCUGAAGAAAUUUCAACAGAAGAUGAAAUUCCUUCUGAUGAUGAGCUUAACCAGUUAUACUCUUCCUCCUCCGAUGAAGAUGAUCCAGAAGAACCAUGUCCCUG